AUGCCACAAGCCCGUCAGUUGGUAAAGGAGCUGUGGAAACGUAGUUUGACAUUGCCGGACUCCAACGUCAUAAAACUAAUUCAAAUAAGUCAGAUACUUCAUGAUGCUGCAAAAUUAGGGAAUGUUGAGUUUCUUACUCUGCUUACUGACUCAUAUCCUGGUCUUUUUUGGGAAGUCAACAAAGAGUAUCACUCCAUAUUUCAUGUUGCUCUUAUUAACCGACAAGAGAAAGUGUUCGAUCUCAUCUACCAGAGUGGAGCUGUUAAGGAUUUAAUUGCACUCUAUAAGGAUGAUGAAGGAAACAACAUUUUGCACUUGGCUGGGAAAUUAGCACCUCCAAGCAGACUCAAAAUUGUAUCUUUAGCAGCUUUUCAAAUGCAGAGAGAGCUACGAUGGUUUGAGGACGUGAAAAAGAUUGUACCAUCUUCAUUCCUCCAUAUGAAAAACAAAGCCGGGUUAACACCAAGGGAGUUAUUUUCAAAGGAGCACGAGGCUUUAAGGAAAGAAGGUGAGGAGUGGAUGAAAAGUACAGUAUCUUUUUGCUUGGUCGUGGCAACUUUAAUUGCCACAGUCGCGUUUGAUGCAGCCCUAGCUAUAUCUGCUGGGAAUAACCAAGAAUCAGGCACUCCUUUUUUAUUGAAAGAUAGGCAGUUCAAAGUUUUUGUUAUAUAUAAUGCGCUGGCAAUGUUCAGCUCGACAACCUCCAUAAUGAUAUACUUGUCUAUCUUAAUUUCACCCUUUGUAGAAGAUGAUUUUCUACGUUCAUUACCGAUAAAGUUGAUGUUUGGACUAAUUUCAGUCUUAGCUUCACUUGGUUGCAUGAUCGUGACAUUUAGUGCAACCGUCUUCUCGGUCUACAAUGAGGAAAAUCAGGGGCCCUUGCGAGGACUUGUUGCUGGUCUUGCUUCGCUUCUAAUCAUUAUAUGUACAAGGUUAAAUUAUAAGUUCUUGAAGACCAUAUUCUUCCCGACUGGCUGGCCGGCUUCGCUCACGUUUCAACCAGACAGGUACGGGCUUUACUAA
Molecule: messenger RNA, 1023 nt
Organism: Fraxinus pennsylvanica
Lineage: Eukaryota; Viridiplantae; Streptophyta; Magnoliopsida; Lamiales; Oleaceae
Source: the annotation of a GenBank genome assembly